Molecule: messenger RNA, 6546 nt
Organism: Brassica rapa (field mustard)
Lineage: Eukaryota; Viridiplantae; Streptophyta; Magnoliopsida; Brassicales; Brassicaceae
Product: probable disease resistance protein At1g59620
Biological process (GO): defense response to other organism
Molecular function (GO): ADP binding
Source: RefSeq, a predicted model, not a curated record
CUACCUUUACUAUAGUUCCCAACUUUUUCACUUGGAUUCUGACGCUAAUCAUGAUAGAAGAUUAAAAUUUGCUUUUACGAGCUCGAGAAAUGAAAAACUCCCAAGGAAAUCUCCAAUGUUUAUAAAUUCUAAAUAUACUCUAUUAAAUAAUAACAAAAUUUGUAAUAUAAAAUAUAAUUUGGAGUGGUAGUCGGAAAAGAAUAUGUUUUAAUGCUGAAAAUACAGCAAAGUAAUAUGGUUUUGACACCAAAAUAAUGUUUAUAGAUUGGAGAUGUCUUAAUUGUAAGAGGUCAACAAAAAGAACUAAAAUGUAAUAUAUACUCCAUCUGUUUUAAAUUAGUUGAUAUUUCAAAUUUUUGCACACUUAUUAAAAAUAUGUGAAUUCUUAUACAUUUUUCUAUUUUCCAUAAAUUAUAUUAAUUAAAGCAUAUCCAACCAAUAAAAAAGUCAUACUAUAUAACAUAAAUGGUCAAAAACAUCAAAUAACAUCAAAGUUUUGCAUAAAAUUUUGAAAAUAUCAUCUACAUUGAAAUAAAAAUUUAAAAUUUAAAACAAGAAUUAAAAUGAAACAGAGGGUUUAUUAUAAUAGAAUAACUAGAUCUUGACCCGCGCUUGAAAGCGCGGGUUCUUUUGUUAUAUCAAAUUUUUAUGUUAAUUAGUAUUUUGUGAUUGUUUUACAUUAUUAUGUUAUAAAGUCAAAUUAUAUAAAAGAAUUAUUUAAAAAAAUAUAUAUAUAAUUCAUGAAUUAUUUUAUUUAGAAUUAUGUAUAAAUCUUACGUAAUUCUCUCUUACGCAUGGGUAUUUUACAUGAACCCCAAAAAAUCAAACCAAAAUUAACUCGAAAAUACUGGUUCACAUUGUGUCCAGAGAAAAAUACAUAUUUUUAGAAAUGUGGUUCUCUGUUCGCGUCUGAGACCUACAUGAAACCCGUUUGGGAGCCAAAGUACCCAAAAUGUUUGUGUAUGUUAGACAUAUUUGUGUAUUUUGGAUAUGUUUUUGGUAUACAUAUAUUUUUUGAGUUUUUUGUUUGAAUUUCCGGUUAUAGUUUUGGAUUUCGAGUAAAAAUUCAAAUUUUAAAAAUAUUUUUUUGGGUAUUCAGAUACAAUUUUAUUUAGGUCAGAUUUUGGGUAAAAAUUUAGGUCUUUUGAGUAUUUUUUAGAUUUUCGGGUAUUUGUUCAGAUUUUUAGAUAUUUUUCGUGUUUCGAGUAUUUUUAUGUUUAUUGAGUAUUAUUUGAGUCCUAAAUAUCUAACAGAUCCAUACCCGUUAUGUACAAAAUAAUAACAAAUAUUUUAUAGGUAUCUGAAUUAUGUAGCCGAAACAAUCCAGAUUCGAAAUAAACCGAUCUGAAUCCAAAUAUUUUUUUCUAAAUACCUAAUUAGGUCCAAAAACUACAGACCUAGCAAAAUUCAUUGAUUUGUUUUAUAAAAUUUUGGGUGGAAAAUACUCUUGAGGUUUGAUCAAUAAUGUUUAAUAAGACAUGGCUCAUUUAUAUUUCAAAAGUUGAUCUCGUAAGAAAAUUUUGAUCUGAUGAAAGAUGAUGGUAUAUAUGAUAAUGACCCUUACGUAUUGAAACUUCGGUGCCGUUUAUAUCAAAUGUAUAUAUGUUAAAUUGAAGGAAGUUGAUUUAAGUAAAAUAACUAUUUGAAACAUUCCAUAUAUUAUAGUCAUGAUUUUAUUAAACUGGGUGAGAUUUAUUUAAACGUUAGAGGACAUUAUAUGGUUGCUAUAAAAUAGGGGUUAGUUAAAAAUAUUUUAGUUGUAUACUAUAGUUUGGACUAAAAAAUAAAUAGGUGCAACAACCUUUUGUAAGUAGAUUUUUGACUCCUUCCCUUUUAAUAGUAUUGAUUAGUUUACUAAAUGAAAAUUUAACUAACACCAUUAAUAGAUCAAAUAAAAUACUAAAGCUGGUCUUCCCCAAAAUUUACUUAGUAUUUUAAAAGUUUAAUGCAGUGGCAGUGUUUUUUACACAUUGGUUUUGUCGGUUGGCGUUGACUUGGCCCAACUCUUUCAGUGUGUCUUUAGCAGAGAUCUAAAGUUGAUUGUGUUGCCAGAAGCUACGCAUUGAGUAUUUCCUUUUUUUCAGAUCAGUUGGGCCAGAAGCGAUUUCUAGGAGGGAGUUGAAGAACAGUUCAAUGGAUUUAAAAGAGAUGUGGAAAUGUUAAGGUGUUUCCUAGAAGAUGCGGAAGCCAAGAAACAUACAAGUGCCAUGGUGAGAAACACUAUCAAAGAGGUCAAAGAAAUUGUUUUGGACGCUGAAGAUAUCGUUGAAACGUUUCUUCUAAAGGAAAAACUCGGAAAUACAAGUGGCAUCAUGAAGAAUGUGAGAAGACUUCCUUGGGUUAUUUCAGAACGCAGGGAACUUGCUUUUGGUAUAGAAGCAAUAAGUAAGAGAAUCUCCAAGGUGAUACGCGAUAUGCAGAGUUAUGGCGUACAACAGUUCAUUGUCAGUGAAGGGUAUUCACAGUCUCUACAAGAAAUACAAAGAGAAAUGCAACUAACCUUUUCUAGAGACGAAGAAGACCAUCUUAUGGGGUUGGAGAAAAAUGUUGAGAUAUUGGUUGGCUAUUUGGUGGCAAAAGAUAGCAGUCAUCAAGUGGUUUCCAUAACUGGGAUGGGAGGUCUUGGUAAAACCACACUCGCAAGACAAAUUUUUAAACAUGAGACAAUCAAAAGUCAUUUUCCAAGAUUGGCAUGGGUUUGUAUUUCACAACAGUUUACAAGGAUGUAUGUUUGGCAGACAAUCUUGCGACAGCUCAGGCCAGAAUACAAGGUGUUAGAGAUGACAGAAGAUGAACUUCAAGAAAAGCUCGUAUCAGUGUUGGAAACACAAAAGGCUUUGAUCGUCAUUGAUGAUAUAUGGAGAGAGGGAGAUUGGGACCGAAUCAAGCAUGUGUUUCUGCCCCAAAAAGGAUGGAAGGUAUUACUUACUUCUCGCAAUGAGGGAGUGGGAUUACAUGCAGAUCCAAAUUGUGUCACCUUCAACACAAAAUGCUUAACUUUAAAAAAAAGUUGGACUCUUUUUCAAAGGAUAGCAUUUCCAAUGAAAGACACAAACGAUUUCAAGGUUGAUAAAGAAAUGGAAGAUAUGGGAAAGCAAAUGAUUAAACAUUGUGGAGGUCUACCGUUGGCUUUAAAAGUGUUAGGAAGGUUGUUAGCUGCUAAAUACACAUUGCGUGACUGGAAAAGGAUUUAUGAAAAUAUUAGAUCUCACAUCGUCAACGGGACUAGCGUCAGUGACAUAAAUAUCAGUUCCGUUUUCCAUGUUUUGUAUCUGAGCUUCGAAGAGCUGCCAGUUUAUUUGAAGCACUGCUUCCUCUACCUUGCCCAUUUUCCUGAAGAUUAUAAAAUAGAUGUGGGGACAUUGUCGUAUUACUGGGGUGCAGAAGGAAUACAAAGGCCGAUGUAUUAUGAUGGAGCCAGCACUCGAGAUGUCGCAGAUGUAUACAUAGAAGAAUUGGUGAAGAGAAACAUGGUUAUUUCUGAAAGAGACGUUGAAACUUCAAGAUUUGAAACAUGCCAGUUGCAUGACAUAAUGAGAGAAGUUUGUUUACACCAAGCUGAAGAAGAGAAUUUCCUACAAAUUGGCACUUCAACUGCAAACUCGAAAUCUCUUUAUAAAUCUCGUAGAGUAGCUGUGCAUUGGCGGAAUGAGAGAUUUUUUCAUAUGGAGAACCCAAAACUUAGAUCUCUUGUGUUUAUAUCCAAGAUCAAAAGGCAUAUUGACGAGGGUAUAAAUAUAUGCUUUACACGGCUACCAUUGAUGAGAGUAUUAGAUCUCUCUCGUGUCAAGUUUGAAGGAGAGAAGAUACCAUCUAGCAUCGGGAAGCUCAUCCACUUGAGAUAUUUGAGUUUAAGAGAUGCAUAUGUAAAUCAUCUACCUUCUUCUAUGAGGAAUCUGAAGCAGCUGCUAUAUUUAAACCUAUGUGUAGGUUUAUCUCGAGUCUACAUGCCCAAUAUCUUGAAGGAGAUGCGAGAAUUGAUAUACCUCCAUUUUCCGUUGGCAAUAAAGAAUAAGGUAAAGAUGGAAUUGGGAAAUCUGGUCAAGCUGGAGACGUUGGAGAAUUUCUCAACCGAGCAUGGGAGUGUGAGUGAUCUCCAGUGUAUGACACGGCUCAGUACACUAUCUAUAUAUAUCAGAGGUAAAGGGCAUUCCGCGAAAACUCUCUCUUCAUCUCUAAGUCAGCUGAGAUGCUUGGAAAAGCUUGUUAUAAUUGAUUAUGACAAGUUGUAUUCUCCAACGAAUGAUGAUGAAGGGUUUGUUUUGGAUUGUGUUCAUCUCAAAGAACUAUUCCUGAGUAUAUAUAUGCCUAAGUUACCUGAUGAGCAACAUUUGUCUUCUCACCUUACAACCAUUUUGCUAAAGAAAUGUUAUUUGAAGGAGGAUCCAAUGCCAAUUCUAGAGAAAUUGAGUCAACUGAAAGAGGUUAGUUUACAGUAUCAAUCUUUUUGUGGAAGGAGAAUGGUUUGCUCGAGGAGUGGAUUUCCUCAAUUGCAGAAGCUUAAAUUAUAUGGACUAUCGGAACUGGAAGAGUGGAUAGUAGAAGAAGGCUCCAUGCCUGUUGUUCAUACUCUGACUAUUCGGGGUUGUGGAAAGUUGGAGCUUCCUGAUAGGCUGAGAUCUAUCACUUCCUUAAAGAAACUAAGUGUUCAAUUAAUGGGAGAGGAAUGGAAGAUAAGAUUGUCGGAAGGACACUUGCCUUCUCACCUUACAACCAUAACUCUAGCUCACUGUCGUUUGGAGGAUGAUCCGUUUCCGGUUUUAGAGAAAUUGUUUCACCUGAAAGAGAUUAUUUUAGGGAACAUAUCUUUCUGCGGGAGGAGAAUGAUUUGCUCGAGGGGUGGUUUUCCUCAAUUGCAGAAACUUAAAUUAUAUGGACUAUUGGAACUGGAAGAGUGGAUAGUAGAAGAAGGCUCCAUGCCCCUUCCCUAUUCUCUUGAUAUUGACCUUUGCUGCAGAUUAAAGGAACUUCCUGAUGGGCUGCGUUUCAUCACUUCCUUAGAGGAUCUUGUUGUUAGUAUGGGAUAUAAAUGGAAGAAGAGAUUACUGGAAGGAGGAGAAGAUUAUUACAAAGUCCAACACAUCCCUUCUCUUAGAAUCUUUAAGUGAAUUGAGACACUGGGAGAAUCUUAUGAUAUGCUAAGAGGUCGGAUGCUAGAGGAUUUUUUUUGGAUUGCGUUCAUUUCAAACAGUUGAAGUUGAGUAUACAUAUGCCAAGGUUACUCGCGGAGAAUUAUCUUCUUACCUUACAGUCAUUAAUCUAAAUCAUUGUUUUCGAAGGAGGAUACAUUUCCAAUUAUAGAGAAGCUGGUUCAGUUGAGAGAGGUCAGAUUAUGGCGGUCUUUCAGUGGGAGGAGAAUGGUUUGCUCGAAGGGUGGGUUUCCUUAAUUGCAUAGGCUUGAAUUUGGUGCAAUAGAUGAGUGAGAAGAGUGGAUAAUAUAAGAAGGCUCCAUUCCCUUUCUUCUAUAGUCUCUAUAUUAGUUAUUGUGAGAAAUUGAAGGAGCUUUAUGAUAGGCUACGAUUCAUCACCUCCUUAAAGGAUCUGAGUAUGGGAGCGGAAUGGAGGGAGAGAUUGUGAGAAGGAGAAGAAGAUUAUUACAUAAUCCAACACAACCCUUCUCAACAAUUACGGACUACCAGGUCGUAGCUAUAGCAAGAGCGGCACUUGACGGAUUCAAGAAUGAAGCGAAGAAAAUGGUAGUUGUAAUAGUUGAUAUGGAGCGAGCGUUUGUACAAACAAGGAAACAUCAUUUUGUCUGUUUUUGCUUUUUUUUAGCUCUGUCAGUUCUAGUGGCUUAAUCAUACUCAAACUUAUUGAUCAUUAUGGUACUUUCUAUCUCUAAACGUAUGAAGGUUUUCAACAUGUCAAAUGAAUCUACUUUUGAUGGUGUACUGCUUCUUUUUUUUUAAAAUGUUUGCCUAUUAAUCGAACAUCAAUGUUUCUUCAUGCAUGCUUUUUCAUUAGAGCCACAAAGUUGUAUUGUUUUCAUUUGCGCUGAAUUUCAAUAGAACUUCUCUCUCUCUCUUGGUCUCUGUUAACAUCUGUUGUUAGAACCAGUGAGAAAUUCUAAGGAGGAGAGACUGAUUAACUGUGUUCUAGUAACUAAAUUCGAAACUAAAGUCGGUCCAACUCCUAACUAAUGGAACUGCAGAUGAAACACUAUUAAGGUGCAAUAGUAUCUGCUUCCAGAACUAUUUUUUUUUAUGAAAUCUAGUUUUAUUAUGACAUUGAUAUCAAGAUGAACCAAGCAAGAAAUAUGUAGUCUUAGAAACUUACCUGCACAAAUCUCUCCCACGUUGUACAUUCAUAUUUUGAUGGAUAUUUUCUUCCAAAUACAUGGAAAAAUUGGGUUUACAGUCACAAAAUCGUUUUAAAUGCCAUAUUACCAGCUAAAUUAUGUAUUUUAAAUUUUUAUAUCAAAAGAAUUCUAAACAAUUUAUUAUAAAAGGUGUGACUCAUCAAAAAUAGAAACAAACAUCAAAAUUAAAAUUAAAAUAUAUAUUUCUCCAGGCUCAAUAGCAAAACACAGUAUCAAAUAAAUAAAAA